AUGUCACUCAAGCACUCAGCAGAGGCGCGGUCCAAGGCCCAAAGGCCCAAAGUCCAAGGCCAGGAUAGCGGCAGCGCGAUUGAGACCACGGACUGGGCGCGGGACGCAGGGAGCAGCAUGGCGAAGCCAAAGGCCACAGGCGACGCUUCGCGAAGGACUGUGACGGGAUCACGAUCCAGAGCGCAAGCUUUUGAACCCCAUGGUGUCGGCAAACCGUCUUGGGAUGUCUUGGGAAUUUCGAAGAACGGUGGGAGAUUCUAUGCCCUUUUCGAGAAGGGCACGUUUGGCAAAGCGUUGCUGUCGAUUUCGGACUCUUGCUUGGCCACGGCCGCUUUGUCAGCAUGCCUGACACUGAGCGCAGGCUGCCCCGGAGCGAAGCAGCGUUCAGCUGCGCGGCCGAGUAGCGGCGCAGAGGAGUGCCGAAGGCGCAGUCAGCCGCCUUUGCCAAAGCGCGAACAAAGUGACGCUCCUGGACCUCUGACCAGGCAGCAGCUCCUCAAGCCUUCUUGGCUGCACGACCGUGGCUUCGGCAUCAGCCGCUCAGCGUUCUCAGGGAGCGUUUUCAGGGAGCACUCCGGCAUGCGCCGGGGCGCCCUCCUAGCAGCGCAGCUCCGGGGCAAGGCCAGCAGCCGCAAGUCCCAGGUGGUCGUCAGCGCCUUUGAGAGCGAGCUCGGCGUUCAGGCGCCCGUGGGCUUCUGGGACCCCGCCGGCCUGAGUGCGGACGGCAGCGUAGAGAACUUCAAGCGCCGACGGGCCACCGAGCUCAAGCACGGGCGCAUUGCGAUGCUGGCAACGAUGGGCUACAUCACCCCAGAGAUCACGGGCAAGUUCCCAGGGUACUUGAGCCCAUCUGCCGGACUGAAGUUCGCCGACGUGCCCAAUGGCCUGGCAGCCAUCUCCAAGGUGCCCCAGGCUGGUUGGGGCCAGAUCCUGCUGUACAUGGCCUACUGCGAGGCCUCCCAGACGCAGGAGCCGGGCACCGCGGCCUAUGCUGGAGACUUCGGCUUCAAGGUUCUCACCUCCAGCGACCCGGCCGAGAAGACCAAGAAGCUGAGCCUGGGUCGGUGGGGACAGAUUCUGGCGUACAUGGCCUUCUGCGAGGUCUCUCAGGAUCAGUCUGCCGGAACUCCGGCCGCAGCCGGUGACUUCGGGUUCAAGUCGCUGCUUUUUUCCUUUUGCUGCACGUCGCAGCGCGUUGUCAAUGUGAAGGUUCCUGCCGCAGGGUGGGGACAGAUUCUGGCGUACAUGGCCUUCUGCGAGGUCUCUCAGGAUCAGUCUGCCGGAACUCCGGCCGCAGCCGGUGACUUCGGGUUCAAGGUUCCUGCCGCAGGGUGGGGACAGAUUCUGGCGUACAUGGCCUUCUGCGAGGUUCCUGCCGCAGGGUGGGGACAGAUUCUGGCGUACAUGGCCUUCUGCGAGGUCUCUCAGGAUCAGUCUGCCGGAACUCCGGCCGCAGCCGGUGACUUCGGGUUCAAGGUUCCUGCCGCAGGGUGGGGACAGAUUCUGGCGUACAUGGCCUUCUGCGAGGUCUCUCAGGAUCAGUCUGCCGGAACUCCGGCCGCAGCCGGUGACUUCGGGUUCAAGGUCUUGACGUCCAGCGACCCCGCUGAGAAGACGAAAAAAUUGAGCACCGCCACCAGCAAGCCCCCUCCUCCCCUUCGAAAUGAUCCCAACGCCUUACCCGGCUUUGCUCUUCGCGAAAGAAAGAUCGAGGCCUUCGUGCAGAGCAGUCCAGCCGGUCAGGCUGCCCCGGAGCGAAGCAGCGUUCAGCUGCGCGGCCGAGUAGCGGCGCAGAGGAGCGCCGAAGGCAGCAGCUCCUCAAGCCUUCUUGGCUGCACGACCGUGGCUUCGGCAUCAGCCCUCCUAGCAGCGCAGCUCCGGGGCAAGGCCAGCAGCCGCAAGUCCCAGGUGGUCGUCAGCGCCUUUGAGAGCGAGCUCGGCGUUCAGGCGCCCGUGGGCUUCUGGGACCCCGCCGGCCUGAGUGCGGACGGCAGCGUAGAGAACUUCAAGCGCCGACGGGCCACCGAGCUCAAGCACGGGCGCAUUGCGAUGCUGGCAACGAUGGGCUACAUCACCCCAGAGAUCACGGGCAAGUUCCCAGGGUACUUAAGCCCAUCUGCCGGACUGAAGUUCGCCGACGUGCCCAAUGGCCUGGCAGCCAUCUCCAAGGUGCCCCAGGCUGGUUGGGGCCAGAUCCUGCUGUACAUGGCCUACUGCGAGGCCUCCCAGACGCAGGAGCCGGGCACCGCGGCCUAUGCCGGAGACUUCGGCUUCAAGGUUCUCACCUCCAGCGACCCGGCCGAGAAGACCAAGAAGCUGAGCCUGGGUCGGGGUGGGCGUGAGAGGAGUGCCGAGUUGGCAAAUGGCCGACUGGCGAUGAUGGCCAUCAUCGGCAUGCUCCGGGGCUGCAGACCAGAGUUCCCCAAAGUUGCCUCCUUCAAAAGAAGCCUGCGUAACAAGUUCGAGGACGCUCUUGCCGACCUUGUUGAACUGCUUGCAUGUUGA
Messenger RNA from Symbiodinium natans, 2505 nucleotides. Lineage: Eukaryota; Dinophyceae; Suessiales; Symbiodiniaceae. The record is from the annotation of a GenBank genome assembly.